ACGCUCAACAUGGUGCCCGGCUUCUCGGUGUACGGCGAGAAGCGCGUCACGGUGACCGAGAACGGCGUGAAGCAGGAGUACCGCACGUGGAACCCCUUCCGCUCCAAGCUGGCCGCGGCCAUCCUGGGCGGGGUCGACCAGAUCCACAUCAAGCCCAAGUCCAAGGUGCUGUACCUGGGCGCCGCCUCGGGGACCACCGUCUCCCACGUCUCCGACAUCAUCGGCCCCGACGGCCUGGUCUACGCAGUCGAGUUCUCCCACCGCGCCGGCCGCGAUCUGGUCAACGUGGCCAAGACGAGAACCAACAUCAUCCCGGUGCUGGAGGACGCCCGGCACCCGCUCAAGUACCGCAUGCUCAUCGGCAUGGUGGACGUGAUCUUCGCAGACGUAGCCCAGCCAGACCAGUCGCGCAUCGUGGCUCUGAACGCCCACACGUUCCUGCGCAACGGGGGCCACUUUCUCAUUUCCAUCAAAGCCAACUGCAUAGACUCCACCGCGUCUGCAGAGGCUGUGUUUGCUUCUGAGGUGAGGAAGUUGCAGCAGGAGAACCUGAAGCCUCAAGAGCAGCUGACCCUGGAGCCUUAUGAGAGGGACCAUGCUGUGGUCGUCGGGGUCUACCGGCCCCUUCCCAAGAGCAGCAGCAAGUAGCAGCCAGAGCAAGCUUUGCCUACGGUCUCCCCUGGACUGUUGUGUGGGGGUGUUCUUACGUAUGUUUUUGUGUGUGCGUGUGUGUGUGUUUUGUUGUUUUUCUAUUAAACAGGAUAAAGAAACAGUACCCAGUACACUUUAGUGAGGCCAGACAGUUUGCUAAGAUAGCAAUCAAUCUCCCAGCCCCAGAGGCCUGAAACAGCUGUGUUUCACAGUUUGGGAAUGGUGCUUAUUCUCCUCACCCUGUGACUCUCCAGGGCCCUGUUUUCACAAAUGCAUCUUCUAAUUACAGGGGCAGGAGAAAGGGAGCCUGGAAAUUAAUAAGCUUUUAAAGUUCCCCUUGGAAAUGAUGGGAGUGCUUCUGUUCAUAUUGGCCAAGUCCCAUUACCAAGCCUGACUCCAGAGAAGGAUAUGGGAGAGUGACACAUUCUGUCUGACUCAAAGCCAGAAUCCCAGGCACACUUGCUUUUUAGUAUUUUAUUCUCUUCAACUGAGACCUUUUGCAUUCACUGUUACAUUUAAGCAUCACAAGAGCCCUGAGACCACUUUGUUUACCAUUUCCAUAGUACACGGGGAACAAGGGGUUUCUGGAGGUAAACCAGUCGUCCAGAUCUGCACAGCCAGCAAGAAGGUAGAACUGUGGGGUUCCAAAUCCACUGCUAUUUCCUCAACACCUGCAGGUUCUUUCCUCCAUGACAUGGUGCACAUUGGGACACACACACACAGCAGGGCGCUGGGCCUCAUUGUCCCCCCACCCCACCCCAACUUCACUGGGCAACUCCUUUCCAUGGUUUCACGGUAGCUACAUAAGGCAGGAGGCGGGAUGUGGGGCAGGGCAUAAGAUACCCAAAGUGACAUCAUCAAGGGCUUGCAAAACAGCCAGGAAGACCCCCAGAGAGUAUCCAACUCCAAAGGAUACAGAGAUUCAGUGAUUGGAUUUUUGGCUCUCAAAACAAGCCCAGAGAAGCAGAAGAAUAAGCCAGGAGAGCCAACAGUGCCCCCAAAGCCUGGCUCAUCCCCCACCCAUUCACCCCAAAUCCCCAUAGCCAGUUGCCAAGGUCAUCAGCAUUUAAUCAUGGCUAACUGGGGCAUUACUUGGGGGUGAGUUUGCCUUCCUAAGAUGUGCUGGGGCCAAGGUUAUGGGGAGUCUGUUUUUUCCCAGGGCAUAUUUUCCAGGGGCGGAGGAUAUUUAAAAAAAAAAAGAGAGAGAAUAAAUCAGACGUUUAAGAAGGCAGCUACCUCUCUAUCCCCUGCCCUCCAAACCAAACUUCAG
Molecule: messenger RNA, 1921 nt
Organism: Ictidomys tridecemlineatus (thirteen-lined ground squirrel)
Lineage: Eukaryota; Metazoa; Chordata; Mammalia; Rodentia; Sciuridae
Source: RefSeq, a predicted model, not a curated record